AUGGCCGGAUCAGCUCCCAACCUUUACAGUUUCCUCAGCGCCGACGCUCUGGCCCAGCAAUUGAGGCCCUACGUCCUGCGGUGUCAGAACUCGGCCCUCAGUCGUCACAGUACAUUCCGCGUCGCAGUUUCUGGUGGCUCUCUCCCCAAGGUCCUGGCUCAGGCUCUUCUGGCCCCUGGAGAUGGUUCCCCCGAAGACACCGCUCAAUUCUCCAAAUGGGACAUCUUCUUCGCCGAUGAGCGCGCCGUGCCCCUCGAUCACGAAGACAGCAACUACCGACUGCUGAAGGAAGAACUACUCAACAAGAUCCCGUCGGAGCUGGGUGCUCCGACCGUGCAUACUAUCGAUGCCGAUCACGUCAACGAUGAGGACCCCCAAGAGUUGGCCGAUUUGUACCAGGAAGAGCUGAUGCGCUCCUUUGCCGCCAAGGAUAGCGUCAAGCUGCCCGUGUUCGAUCUCAUCCUCCUGGGUUGCGGUCCCGACGGUCACACUUGCAGUCUCUUCCCCGGACACGAGCUGCUGCGGGAGAAGGAUGCUUGGGUGGCCGCCAUCAGCGACUCUCCUAAGCCACCCCCGAAGCGCAUUACCCUGACUUUGCCCGUGGUGACGCACGCCCUUAACAUCGCUUUUAUUGCUACCGGCGGGGGAAAGAAGGAUAUUAUGAAACAAAUCUUCGAUGCCGAAGAAGGAAGAAGCCUGCCAUCGUCUCUUGUCAACCAGGGUGCGGGCGACAAGGUGAGCUGGUUCACCGACAAUGCAGCCAUCGAGGGCGUUACGUUCCCCCGACGUGGAAGCCUGUGA
Molecule: messenger RNA, 801 nt
Organism: Aspergillus ibericus CBS 121593
Lineage: Eukaryota; Fungi; Ascomycota; Eurotiomycetes; Eurotiales; Aspergillaceae
Product: 6-phosphogluconolactonase
Exons: 1
Coding region: 1-801 (266 amino acids)
Biological process (GO): carbohydrate metabolic process; pentose-phosphate shunt
Molecular function (GO): 6-phosphogluconolactonase activity
Source: RefSeq, a predicted model, not a curated record